UUUGAAAGAUGUCAUCUGAAGAGGAAACAGAUAUUAGUGAGUCAGAGAUGGAAGAAUGUGCUGAUAAAUGGUAUCAGAAGUUAAAGGAGGGUUAUGGGAGAGAAAAGAUUUCUGGUGAAGUUAACCAAUGUCCAUUCUGUCCUGGACAAAAGAAGCAGGCUUAUAGCUUCAAUGAUCUUGUCCAACAUUCUUCAGGAGUGAGCAAGGGUGGGUCACAACGCAGGAAAUUGAACGAUAAAGCGAAGCAUUUAGGCCUAACAAAUUACUUGAAGAACAAAGAUUCUCUUCAAGUGUCUGAUGAAAUGGAAACUGAAUUACAGCCAACAAAUGAUCAUGGAAAUGAUGUUGAUGAGAAAUAUGCAUUUCCUUGGAUGGGAAUUGUAGCAAAUCUUCCUGUUCAGUUGAAUGGUAGACGUUAUGUGGGAAAGAGUGGCUCAUGGCUGAGGAAUGAUUUGACAAAGAAAGGGUUUAAUCCAUUGAGGGUACAUCCAUUGUGGAACUAUAGGGGUCAUUCAGGGAAAGCGGUGGUCGAAUUUGGAAAUGAUUGGAAGGGAUUUGCUAAUGCAAUUAAGUUUCAGAAUAGCUAUGAAUCACAACAUCAAGGGAAGAAGGACUAUUUAGUUUCACAAUAUAAAGAAGAUAAAUUAUAUGGUUGGGUUGCAAAGGCUGAUGAUUACAAUUCAUCAGAUAUAAUUGGUGACUAUCUGCGAAAAAAUGGAGAUCUAAAAUCCAUCUCUGAGGUUGAGGCAGAAGAGAAGCGCAAAGCUGAUUCGCUUGUCUCUAGUCUGGCUAAUACAAUCGAGGCUAAACGUCAGAGCCUCAAGGAGAUAGAGAGCAAAUGCAAUGAAACUUCUAUGUGCCUAAGCAACGUGAUGAAUCAAAGAGAUGCAAUGAUCAAAAAAUAUAAUGAAGACUUCCAAAGGAUGGAGAAGAAUGCUCGUGAUCAACUCGAAAAGAUGUUAAAGAAUCAAGAGACAAGUAAAUUGUAUAUUGAAGCACGACGCAAAGAACUUGAGUUGCGUGAAAAGGAGUUGAUGGAAAGGGAGGCCUUCAAUGAUAAUCAGAGACAAGACCUUCAUUUGUUGAAGCAAAUGAAUGAGAGAGCAGCAGAGGAGCAAAAGAGGUAUGAUGAAAGUGUCUUGACUUUGGCAGAAGAACAGAAGAAGGCGAAAGAAACUCUCCGUCAGAAGAACAUGGAGUUUCAAAAGAAACUCGACUUAAAGCAAGCACUAGAGUUGGAGAUUGAACGUCUCACAGGGGCCAAGAAUGUAACUGAACAAAUGGGAGAUGACCAAGAGGUGAGGAAAAAAUUAGACGAGAUCGAAGAGAGCCUAAAUGAGAAAAAAGAAGAACUAGAAGAUCUUGAAGCUUUGAAUCAAGCUCUAGUUGUUAAAGAGCAGCAAGCAAAUGUUGAGUUAACAGAUGCCAGGAAGGAGCUGAUCGAUAAGCACCCUUUUCGAGCUUCCAUUGGUGUCAAGAGAAUGGGAGAACUUGAUAGUACAAGAUUUCGUGAGAUAACCAAGAGCAAAUUCCUUGGAACAGAUGCAAAUUUAAAAGCUACUCAGUUUUGCUCAAUGUGGGAGCAUCAUCUUGUGGAUCCCAAUUGGCAUCCUUUCAAAGAUGUAACAAGAGAAAAUGGUUCCAAGGAAACCAUCAUUGAUGAUAACGACGAAAGGCUGAACAGGUUGAAGCAUGAGUUUGGACAAGUGGCUUAUGAUUUGGUAACUGCUACUUUGAUGGAAAUGAAUGAAGGUCCCAGUGGUAGAUGCAUAACAACAGAGUUGUGGAACUAUAAGCUAGGAAGGAAAGCUACCCUCAAUGAAGGAAUAACAUUUGCUCUCCAGAAGUUGAAAACCAGUAAAGGGAAGAAGCAGCAUUAACUUUCAUGGUUAUAGUUUACGUACCAUUUUUCAAAUGGCAUGUUAUACCUUUUCUCUAUGGUGAUUACCUGUUUUAGACAAAAGAAAUUGAACCAUUUUAAGUAGGUUCCUUCAAAAGAAAGGAAUCCAAAGCACUUGCUGUAGAGAAUCCAAGAUUGUCUAUGGAACAGCAAAAGCAAAUGUGCACUUGAGUAGUAGUAGUAUCAAAGUAA
This is a messenger RNA of Solanum stenotomum, 2092 nucleotides long. Its product is annotated as protein INVOLVED IN DE NOVO 2-like. The record is from RefSeq and is a predicted model, not a curated record. Lineage: Eukaryota; Viridiplantae; Streptophyta; Magnoliopsida; Solanales; Solanaceae. Gene Ontology annotation, biological process: gene silencing by siRNA-directed DNA methylation. The transcript is spliced from 6 exons. The coding region runs from base 9 to 1880 and encodes 623 amino acids.